Polyodon spathula (Mississippi paddlefish) is the source of this 4265-nucleotide messenger RNA. RefSeq names its product PAX-interacting protein 1-like. The coding region runs from base 108 to 3524 and encodes 1138 amino acids. Gene Ontology annotation, biological process: positive regulation of transcription initiation by RNA polymerase II. Lineage: Eukaryota; Metazoa; Chordata; Actinopteri; Acipenseriformes; Polyodontidae. Gene Ontology annotation, cellular component: nucleus. The transcript is spliced from 21 exons. The record is from RefSeq and is a predicted model, not a curated record.
GGUUGUUGUGGCGGAAGAGAGGAAACGCAUUAACUUUAACGUGUGUUUGUUCUUAGGUAGUUUGUAAUAUUCUAGGUUUUUAUAUUUUUUUUUACACUUCAAAAACUAUGUCCGAUGAGGAGCUCACGGUUCCAGAAGAGCUGUUUAAAGAUGUUAAAUUCUACGUGGUUGGAGACAUUGAACAAAAGGUAGUUCAGCUCCUGAAGUCUGGGAAAGCCAAAGAAGUGUCCUACAAUGCGCUCGCUACACACAUCAUUGCAGUCGAUGGGGACAGUCCCGAGGUGGGAGAGGCACGUGAGGUCUUUGACCUGCCUGUUGUUAAGCCGUCCUGGGUAAUCUUGUCUGUUCGAUGUGGAGAUCUUCUACCAGUGGCUGGUUUUUCUCCAGAAUCAGGGCAGGUUUUCUACGGCGUCACUGCAUGUUUACCCAGGAUUUCGUCCGAGGACCGCAAUACACUCUGGGCUUUGAUAACCUUUUAUGGAGGGGAUUGCCAGUUGAACCUGAAUAAGAAGUGUACUCAUUUAAUUGUACUUGAGCCAGCUGGGGAAAAGUAUGAGUGUGCUUUAAAGCACAGCAGUAUUAAAAUAGUGACUCCAGACUGGGUGUUGGACUCUGUUGUUGACAAGUCCAGAAAGGAAGAAGAGAAGUACCAUCCACGACUGAAUAUCCUGGAGGAGGAGGAGGAAGAGGAGAGCGAAGAGGAAGAAUAUGACAGGGGCUCGCAGUCCGAUGGCAGCUACAUUGAAAACAGAUCAAGGAAGUACAGCCCAGCCUCGUCUUGUGAGGGGUCCCCUUUGAGCACAGAGGGGUUCUCCCCAAAGCAGCAGAAGAGGAGUGACCGAUUGAAAAGUGAAUUGAUGUUUGACGAUUCCUCUGACUCCUCGCCAGAGAAACAGGAGAGGAACCUGAACUGGACCCCAGCUGAGGUUCCCCAGACAGUGGCUGCUAAGCACCGGCUGCCCCAUGGGAAGGACACCGGUCUAAUAAACCUGUGUGCUAAUGUACCACCAGCACCAGGCAGCGUUGUGCCCCAAGACGCACGGAGUAACUUGUGUGCUAAUGUACCACCAGCACCAGGCAGCGUUGGGCCCCAAGAGGCACGGAGUAACUUGUGUGCAAAUGUAGCACCAGGCAAUACUCUGCCCCUGGAGGCACGAAGUAACUUGGUGCCUUCGGGACAGAGUGCCCAGGGACCAGAGAGGCAGGAAAUGAUGGCUUCUUGGAGCCCAGCUGUACGGACAUUGAGGAACAUUACGAAUAGUGCAGAUAUUCAGCAAACUAGCAGGCCGUCAAAUGUUGCACAUAUCUUACAGACCCUUUCAGCCCCUACAAAAUCUCUGGAACAAGCAGCAAAUCAGACUCAGCAGGGGCAUCCAAACGCAGUACUGUUUAACCAAGGAAAGCCGCAGCAGCAGCAGCAGCAGCAGCAGCAACCCCAGCAGGUCCAACAGCAGCAGCAAAAUCCUCAACCGCAGCAGCAGCAGCUACAACACCAACAGCAUUCUCUCUUACAUCUCCAACCACAACAGCUUAUGCAGUUGCAUCAACAGCAGCAGCAGCAGCAGCAGCAACAACAAAUUCCCCAGCAAACCUUUCCACCACAACCACCACCACAACAAACUCAUCAGUUCCUCCAUCAGCCACACCAGCAGCAGCUCCACCAGCAAAUCCUCACUCAGCAACAUCAGCAGCAACAUCAGUUUGCCCAACAGCAACAGCAGCAGUUGCGACCUCAGCAGUUGCAUCGACAGCAGUUGCAACAGCAACAUGUUUUGCAGCAGCAGUUGCAGCAGCUGCAGCAGCAGCACCGAUUACAGCAGCAGCAGCAGCAGCACAACCAGCAACAGUUGCAUCCGCAGCAUCCUCAAAGUGUGCAACAGCAUUUGCAGCAGUUGCAACACCAGCAGCAGCAGCAACAGCAGCAGCACCUGUUGCAGCAACAAUUACAACAGCAGCAUUUGCAGCAGCUGCAGAAACAACUGCAGCAGCAGACUGUGCAACAUCUACAGAGUCAGAAUUCUCAUCAGCAACAGAAUCCACAACUGCAGCAGCAACAGGCACAGCUGCAGCCAGUGCAGCCGCAACAGCUCUUUGGGCAUGAGCCCGGACUAGACAUUCCAGAGCACGGUUUCCUAGUGGGCUGCAUCUUUUCUAUUGCUGAUUACCCUGAGCAGAUGUCAGACAAACAACUUCUAGCAACUUGGAAAAGGAUUAUUCAAGCACAUGGUGGAACAGUGGACCCUUCUCUCAGUAGCCGAUGCACACACCUUUUAUGUGAAAGCCAAGUCAGCAGUAUGUUUGUUCAGGCUUUGAGAGAGGGGAAGCGCUGUGUGACUGCCCAUUGGCUGAAUACCAUCCUCAAAAAGAAAAAGAUGGUCCCACCCCAUAGAACCUUGCAUUUUCCUUUUGCAUUUCCCCCUGGAGGAAAACCUUGUUCACAGCAUAUCAUUUCUGUGACGGGGUUUGUGGAUACUGAUCGGGAUGACCUCAAGUUAAUGGCUUAUCUGGCAGGGGCAAAAUACACUGGUUAUUUGUGUCGCAGUAAUACAGUGCUCGUCUGCAAAGAACCCAGCGGGUUAAAAUAUGAAAAGGCCAAAGAAUGGAGGAUUCCUUGUGUAAAUGCCCAGUGGUUGUGUGAUAUCCUUCUUGGAAACUUUGAAGCAUUGCGGCAGGUUCAGCACAGUCGUUAUUCAGUAUUCAAUCUUCAGGAUCCUCUGGCUCCCAAUCAGCACCUCGUUUCAAAUCUUUUAGCUGCUUGGCGGAUACCGUUAAAAAUAUCACAAGAACUCCUAAUGAGCUUGCGCCUGAACCCAAAACAGAAACCCAAUGAACACGGCCUCCAACCUCCUGCAAAAAAGCCCAGGGUUGACGAUUUGCCACUUCCCAGUAAAAAGCUGCCACCAGAAUCAACCCCUGCCAUGCUCUUCACUGGGUUUGAACCAGCACAGGUUCAGCAGUAUGUAAAGAAAUUAUACUUCCUGGGAGGAGAAGUUGCAGAAAGUGCACAGAAGUGUACUCAUCUAAUUGCAAGCAAAGUGACAAGAACUGUGAAGUUCCUGACUGCUAUGUCCAUCGUGAAGCACAUAGUCACCCCGGAAUGGCUAGAAGAAAGUUUUAAAAGCCAACAGUUUGCUGAUGAGCAAAACUUCAUGCUGAGGGAUGCUGAGGCAGAGGUGCUGUUCUGUUUCAGUUUAGAAGAAUCGCUGAAGAGGGCACAUGCUGCUCCACUGUUUAAGGGGAAAUUUUUUUACAUCACUCCUGGGAUCUGCCCUAGCCUUACAACAAUGAAAGCCAUAGUGGAGUGUGCUGGUGGAAAGCUGUUGACUAAACAGCCAUCCUUCCGCAAGAUCAUGGAGCACAAGCAGAACAAGAGCUUACCUGAAAUUAUCCUGAUCUCUUGUGAAAAUGAUCUUCACUUGUGCAGAGAAUAUUUUGCAAAAAAUAUAGAUGUCCAUAAUGCAGAAUUUAUCCUGACUGGAGUGCUCACACAAACCAUGGAUUAUGAAUCAUAUAAAUUCACGUGAUGCUUCUCUGGUGUCGUGUAGAAGCAGCCAUAAGAAGUAACAAUAAUAAAACAAAAUCCUGCUGCUGAUACUUUAUAACACAUUCUAAUGAGAGGAAAGAAGAUGGCUAACACUGUGUUGAUUUUUAAAAUGUUUUCUAUUACUGUUAUUGUAAUUCAGAAUUGAUUUAAUAUUUAAAGUAGCUGUGGGUAAGCUAUAUUAAAUGAUUGUUAGAAAAAGAAAAGUUUUAUAUUGUACAGUUUGUAUCCAUUGCAACUGUUUUGUGUGUUCUAUUUUGGAAUAAAAUGUGAUGUUUUUGAUUACAUUUUGUGAAGCUCUAAAUCCUCUUUUAGGCAUGUGCAGCUGCCAGUGUCAAAGCCUCAUAGGAAACCAUUUGAGGUAGACACUUGUUGUGUUAUAUAAAUCAUGAGUGCUAAAUGUGUUGGUGACAUUAAGAGCUUUGACACAUUUCAAAAUGUUUUUUUUACCAGUGUGUGUAUAUAUGUAUCAGGGGCUGUGAUUGGGUAAAACCUAGGAGGAAAAAUAGAUUGAACUAUUGUCCUAACAUACUUGCGCCACCGGGCAAUAGUCUCCAUCUGUCAUGUGAUUGGUUCACAUCACUGUCAGUCCCGCCCCUUUUAAAGAAACGCCCUCCACCUCCACUCCUAAACAAUAAGAUAAAAUGGCUGGAUGAAAAAACUGCUGAACGGCGAUUCUGUGACCUAAGAGAAAAUGAAUUACAAAACAUACUACAAAAGAAAG